This is a messenger RNA of Oreochromis aureus, 2905 nucleotides long. Its product is annotated as GDP-L-fucose synthase. Lineage: Eukaryota; Metazoa; Chordata; Actinopteri; Cichliformes; Cichlidae. The transcript has 10 exons. Gene Ontology annotation, biological process: nucleotide-sugar biosynthetic process. Bases 312 to 1271 code for a protein of 319 amino acids. Gene Ontology annotation, molecular function: GDP-L-fucose synthase activity. The record is from RefSeq and is a predicted model, not a curated record.
CAACUGACCUAAAACCUCAGUAACAUAAAAAUGAAACUAGAUGUUAUUGGUAUACUGCAAAAGAACUCUAGAAGUAAACGUUAUCAGACCUUAUUUCAGUUUUUAAAAGAGAAUAAAUGGCUUAGGAAGAUUUGAGGGUUUUUUUUUUCUUUUGAGCAACGUUCCAGUCACAUUCCACACCAGUUGGUGGCGAUAAUGCACCAUUCAGUUCUUUGCCAACCGCAAAUAAAACUUAGAAGAAGAAGGAGGAGGCGGCGAAGAGAAGAAACCGGCUUCUCUGUUCUGUGUUCUCAGCUUUCAAACAGAUAAACAUGGGCGAUCCCAUGAGGGUGUUGGUGACAGGUGCAUCCGGGUUGGUGGGCAGGGCCAUACAGCAUGUGGUGAAGGAAGAAGGAGUAGCCAAGGAGGGGGAGGAAUGGAUAUUUCUGUCCUCCAAAGAUGCCAACCUCAUGAAUAUGGACCAGACCCGGGCAGUGUUUGAGAAACACCGGCCUACGCACGUCAUCCACCUGGCUGCUAUGGUUGGAGGGCUUUUCAAGAACAUGAAGUACAACCUGGACUUCUGGAGGAACAACAUCUACAUCAAUGACAAUGUGCUGCAGGCGGCGCAUGAAGUGGGCGUGGUCAAGGUUGUUUCCUGCCUGUCCACCUGCAUCUUUCCUGAUAAGACGACCUAUCCUAUUGAUGAGACCAUGAUCCACAACGGUCCACCUCAUGAGUCCAACUUUGGCUACGCCUAUGCAAAGAGGAUGAUUGAUGUCCACAACAGAGCAUAUUUACAGCAGCAUGGGCGUUGCUAUACAGCUGUGAUUCCCACUAAUGUGUUUGGUCCUCAUGACAACUUUAGCAUCGAAGAUGGUCAUGUGCUACCAGGUCUUAUACAUAAAGCAUACAUUGCUCAAAAGGAGGGGAAACCCUUGGUGGUGUGGGGCUCUGGCACACCUAGAAGACAGUUCAUUUACUCUUUGGACCUGGCUCGUCUUUUCCUCUGGGUCCUGAGGGAGUAUCCAGAAGUUGAGCCAAUCAUUCUCUCUGUUGGUGAGGAAGAUGAAGUGUCGAUCAAAGAAGCAGCAGAAGCUGUUGUUGACGCAUUGGGCUUUAAAGGAGAAGUUGUGUUUGACACCAGUAAAGCAGACGGACAGUUCAAAAAGACGGCCAGCAAUGCAAAGCUGUGCCGGUACCUGCCAGACUUCACUUUCACCCCCUUCAACCAAGCUUUAAAAGAAACCUGUGAUUGGUUUGUUGCCAACUAUGACACAGCCAGGAAGUGAGAAGACUGCCAAACAAAUCGGUGCAAAUUCUUGUUUCAUCUGCUGUUGUGUUGGUAAAGAAUCUGGUGGUGGAGAGAGAGAGCUCAUGGAAAACAAAGUGCUUCACUGCACAAACACAAGGCAGUUGGUGUUGAGUCUUACUGUUGUUGCCCUCUUUCUGCAGCACCAUGCUAUGUUUUGUGCUGAAUGUUGGGUGCAGGACCUGGGACCCCUUUUCUGUAUUUAGCUGGAUUAAAUCGUGGAUGAUUUGUCAGAAUGCCAGUUUGAAAAGUAUUGGACUGAAAUGAUGCCACUGAGCCAUGGUGGCAUCAUUCUUGUGUGAGGAACUGGUUAGAAUCCUUGUCUGUAUAUAAAAGGUGGGUGUAGCUGCCAGGUCUAAAUUGUGAGCUAAUGCAGAAGUGCCUUAACCUGCAUUCUUUUUAAUGGCCAGCAGGGGGUGACUCCUGCAAUUGUAAAAAGCAGUCCAGUCAUGUAGAAAUCUGUGGUCAUCCACAAUCUGGGACCUCAGUAAACACUUUCCUUAUGAGCUUGAGCUCUGUAGCUAGAUUCAAGUCUUAGUUAUUAUAAAGAGACGUUCAAUGACAAGUCAGUACCUUACCUCAUCACAUCUGGUUUCAAAACACCAAAUUGAUAAUUGCAAAAAUUGCAACAACUUCACUAAGCAAAGGGUAAAAUCACAGUAGUGAAGUCCAUCUAUCAUAUACUGGCUAUGGUUGUGAUUGUGGACUCAAUGUUAGAGAAGCAUUUCAAGCAUUUAAGAGACCACUGCAAAAUCAUGAUCAUUUAGCAUACUCUGUACUUGCAUUUAGAGGUGCCCCCUCAGUCAAUAGGAAAUAAUACACAUAUGAAAUUUACUAUUAGUCUGUAGGCUAGGGCUUAAAGUCAUCAUUGCUGAAUCCGUCCAGCUGCUGUGAGGAAGAGCGUUCUUCUUCUACGCCCUCUAAAUUCAGGUGCUUUCAGCUCGUUUUCCCAUUUAGGCGCUCUUUGUAUUUGCUUUUAAAAGGACAGACAUUAAUUGUGCUGUAGCCUAUUGAUUUAAAAGAAGGAUUUUCUGCCAUUUUUCUACUGUCCCUCACUAUAUUUUUCUCUAGUCGAAUUUUAAAGGGUGCUGAGCUACAUGUAAGCUUAUUGUUUUUGGUUUUUUUCCUUCCCUCCCAGUUUUAACUUAAAUUGCAGAGUUGCUGAUUGUGGUUUCCAGUGUCAGUGUUACCAGCAGGAAGAGUUCAAUCAUCUCAGAUUUAAUCCAACUGUUUUAAUCUAAACUAGAUCAUCCAGCUGAGCGUGGAACGUACAGAUCGUGGGGUCCACUGUCCUUCAGUAAAAGAACAAUGAUGUCAUCACCUAUUCUACGACCCGUAUGAAGAAGUUUUUGUUUUAUUCACUGUGGUAGUGUUUAUCAUUUCAGGUGGGAAACGGGCUGCUUCAAUCUUGUAAUCCAGGUGCUGGCACAACAUAAUUAAUUCAGAAAUCAGAAUUGUUUUGACUUUGUUUGUUAUUGAAGGGUUUGGGAUUUGAAUGUUCGAAUUACUUGGCAUUGAUCCAGUUUAUAUAAUUGAGCAUUAUGUGGGCUAGUGGUUUGGGUUUUUGUUUUUUUUUAAACAAAUCAGAGCAAAAUAAAUAUUUUAUAUCUGCAA